AUGGAGAAUGACUCACCGAUGAGUAGGGAGGACCAUGCGCAAUACAUGCGGAAUCUGAGCCUGAAGAGAGGAUUGAAGAGAGCUCCUAGGCGAGGGUGGUCCAUGUCCGAUUAUCAAGGCGACCAUGUCUCUCAUUCUGGGCACAGCUCCCCUCAAGCAAAAACAGGAUCUCCUGUCCCUGAAGGUGCCCCUUUUGUUACGGUUGAGUGCCAGAAGCAUCAAGAGCAUGAAGCUACAGAUCAGGAACGGCCAUACGCUCAUCGGCGACCAAACUUGCCUCUUCCCCGUCGCACAUACGCUGUGAUGGACAAUGAGCCUAUACCUCAAACUCAACCCCAAUUGCAGCCUCCUAAAGACUACACCCUGCUCGACCUUCCCUCAGAGAUUCAUUACGCUAUCUUAGACUUCCUUGACCCUAUCGAUAGUACGUGUCUUGGCCUCACAAACAGAAGCUUUUAUGAUAUGCAUCGGCGACUGCAUGGAGCGGUUCCCUUUUCUGUCCACUACUUAGCACCUAAUGAUAUUGAAUGA
Molecule: messenger RNA, 531 nt
Organism: Fusarium vanettenii 77-13-4
Lineage: Eukaryota; Fungi; Ascomycota; Sordariomycetes; Hypocreales; Nectriaceae
Exons: 1
Coding region: 1-531 (176 amino acids)
Molecular function (GO): protein binding
Source: RefSeq, a predicted model, not a curated record